AUGGCACCCAUCAUGAUUCAAACAAGCUGGGGACUGCAUUGCCAGAAUGUCGUUGCGGAUCGCCAAAGAGGAAGUCCGUACAUGAAGACGGGCAGAGUCGGCCAACGCGAGUCAAUUUACCGCGGUAUCUUGUACGCACACAAAGCAGCCGUAACAGCUGACGUCGGACGUUCUCAGAAAGCGGCCUUCGUCCGAUGGCUUCCGAGAGAGACCGGCGCCCUGAACACUUGGCGCUACAGCAAGCGGCCAUCCCGCAUCUGGGGGACUGGGGUCAGUAGUGGGGAAUGGCACGGCGGCGUCUUGAGCGUUGACGCACCAGGGUGA
Molecule: messenger RNA, 324 nt
Organism: Parastagonospora nodorum SN15
Lineage: Eukaryota; Fungi; Ascomycota; Dothideomycetes; Pleosporales; Phaeosphaeriaceae
Exons: 2
Coding region: 1-324 (107 amino acids)
Source: RefSeq, a predicted model, not a curated record